AUGUCUAACAUUUUGCACAAGUUCACCGACAAGAUCUCCGAGCACACCGGCGGCCACCAACAGGGCCAGCAGGGCCAAAAUUUGGGCAGGGGCAGAGACCAGCUCGGUGACCAAAGCUCUCAGGGCAGACAAGGUGGUAUCUUGUCAUCUGACCAGUACGGUGAGCAAAACAGCGGCCAAUAUAACUCUGGUCAACAGCAGGGCAGCCAGUAUGGCUCGGACCAGCAACAAGGGAGCCAGUAUGGCUCUCGCCAAGGUCAAUACGAAUCUGGCCAGCAAGGCAGCCAGUAUGGCUCUGGCCAGCAAGGUGUGCAAAGAGGACAGGGCAGAGACACUGGUUCUCAAUGGGAUGACUCAACCUCUGGUCACCAACAAGACUCUACAUUGGGAAGUGGGCGCUACAACCAGUCCGGAGGUAUGGAUGAGUACGAUCAAAGCGAAGGUGCCUACGGAAAGAAAGGAAUCAACAGGCAACACGGAAUGCCUUCAUCCGGCUACAAUGAUACCUAUUAA
This is a messenger RNA of Eremothecium cymbalariae DBVPG#7215, 513 nucleotides long. RefSeq names its product Gre1p (gene GRE1). The record is from RefSeq and is a predicted model, not a curated record. NCBI's taxonomy places the organism in Eukaryota, Fungi, Ascomycota, Saccharomycetes, Saccharomycetales, Saccharomycetaceae. The coding region runs from base 1 to 513 and encodes 170 amino acids. The transcript has a single exon.